This is a messenger RNA of Mercenaria mercenaria, 2596 nucleotides long. Its product is annotated as vacuolar protein sorting-associated protein 4B-like. Gene Ontology annotation, molecular function: ATP hydrolysis activity; ATP binding. The transcript is spliced from 10 exons. Gene Ontology annotation, biological process: vacuole organization; endosomal transport. The record is from RefSeq and is a predicted model, not a curated record. Bases 80 to 1384 code for a protein of 434 amino acids. Lineage: Eukaryota; Metazoa; Mollusca; Bivalvia; Venerida; Veneridae.
AAACAAGCAGACCAAAAAGUUUCAUCUCCCGCAACAAUUCAAUUUUUGCUCUACCUUCGUCCAAGUAAUAGACAGAUAGAUGGACGAAGAAGAAAGGCUUUUUAAUGCGGCGAAGUCAUGUCUGGAAUCUGUGCUGGAGGAAGGGCAGAAGAUGUCUAAUGUUGACAUAGAAUUUAUGUUAGCAACCUCUCAGAAAUGUCGCAGUCUUGUACAAAAACUGUCGAGCUUUGAGAAUGACCCUAGAUACUCAGGCAUGUAUAAAGGAUUGAUAGAGAAUAUUCAGAGUCAUGUAGAUAUACUCAGUGCUAAGAUUGAUCAGCUGAAUGUACAGCAAGACCAAGAGGUUCCCGAGGAAGAGAACAGUCCAAGUAAAGAAAAGCCAAAGGCCUCAGAAGAUGGCAGUGGGGAUAAGCAAAGUGUACAGAGAAGGGCCGCAAUUGAAGACACUAUUGUCGGCAAAGGUGGACUUACAUUUCAGGACAUUGCAGGACUCAGCGAUGCAAAACAAGCACUGACAGAAGCAAUUAUUAUGCCAUUACAGUUUCCACAGUUGUUUACUGGAUGUAUAAAGCCUUGGAAGCGUAUAUUGCUGUAUGGGCCACCAGGUACAGGGAAGAGUCGCAUCGCUCAGGCUAUAUCCGCAGAGAUCAACUCUACAUUCUACUGUGUCUCUAGCUCAGAUCUUGUGUCCAGUUGGGUUGGCGAAAGUGAAAAAUUAAUUAAAGAGCUGUUUCAACACGCUACAAACCAAAGUGGUAGAUCUGUCAUAUUCAUAGAUGAAAUAGACAGCAUCUGUCGACAGCGGAGUUCUAGGGAAGAGGAGCAUACAAGGCGCAUGAAGACUGAGUUACUGAAACAGAUGGAAGGGGCAGAUAACUCCAGCAAUUCUGACAGAAUAUUUCUUCUCUGUGCGACAAAUUGUCCAUGGGAACUUGACUCUGCUUUUCUGCGUAGAUUCCAAAAACGCAUCUAUAUUCCCUUACCUGACAGGGAAGCUAGAAUAAGUUUGAUUAAGAUUCACACAAAAGAAAACAAACUGGAACUGACAGAUGCAGAAUGGAAUAAUCUAGCUGACAAGACAGAAGGGUAUUCUGGGAGUGAUAUUGCUAACAUGACACUCGGCGCACUAUUUGGACCGAUCCGAGACCUGCAGAAUGCUCAGCAUUGGGGCAAGACUGAAGAAGAGAAAUAUUUCCCAUGUAGUGCUGAUACACCUGGUGCUUUCCCGGCAAAAAUGUCCACUCUUCCGGCUGAUCAGAUCAAGCCAAGACAGACAGAACUAUCAGAUUUCUUGAAGUCCUUGCAGACACAUAAACAGACCGUCACUGAAUCUGAGCUGCAGAAAUUCCAAGACUUCACAAACAACUACGGGGAACAAGGGUAGAGACUCAGAUGCCAAAAGUAGUUCACAAAUGUCCUUUGUAGCUAUUUAAUUGAUCAGGAGUGUUUAUAAAAAAACAUCAGUUUAAGUAAGUCCACUGUCAAUACCCAAGUUUUUCUGAUGUGUCAACAGUUCCAGUUUUCUGGAAUCGUAAAUAUUUGUCAGAUUUGAAUAACAAAAUGUUGCCUGUUACCAUUUUUGAUUACAACUGUAAGGACAAUUACAAUGACAUAACUGUGUCCAAAAUUGCUAGUUUCAUUCAAACUGCUAUGUAUUUGUUUGUAGUUCCUUUUUGCUAGUUUUUAACAUUUCAUCAAGCUCUGUUAAAGUAGAGAUGUUUCGAAAUAUUGCAAGUUCUGCUUUAACCUUUAGCCUGCUGGCGGCAAGUGAUUCUGCCUUUGCGAUCAGAAGUGCAGGCUGAUCUUGGUCUGCACUGUUCGCUAUUCAGUCAGUAAAUUUUUAGCGAACACACCUUUGAAUCAUAAGUGGUACUGCCCAAAUUGGAUGAUGGACCAGUCCAUUUUAAAAAUUUAGUAGGGUAAAGGUUAAAGAAGAGUGGGAUCGCUUAAGGUUGUGUUCCUGAAAUGACAGUCAGCAACUUACAUAUUUUCCAUAUGCUAUUUCGGCAUUCCGUUUUCUUUUGUUUUUGCAAAAAGCAGUGUGCAUAUUGAGUUAUAUUUAUGUCCAAAGAAAGCCAAAUAGUCUUAAGAUUACAUAAACACAAGUUAAUUGCCGACUGUCAUUACUGAUACACUACCUUAAGACAGAAAAAUGGCUGGGUCAGUAAGUUAGUCAAGUUAGUUUAUAGUUAAGUUUGAAAGCUAGAGAAUAACUUGUUAAAGUACGGUAACUUUAUUUAUGUGUUAAAGACACUUGCUGCAGUUUCUUGUACGAGAUGGGGCAAAAAUUUCCCAAUAAUAGAAUUACAGUCACAGGUCACUGUGCUUGUUUAAAAGUUACCUGCCCUUAAAACUGGAUUUUGCUUCAAAUGUGCAUAUUCAAGGGCAGACAGCUCCUGAACAAGCAUGGUGACCUUCAAUUCUUUUUUUCAUAAUUCUGUUUCUAACAUGACACUGUGCUCAUAUACAAAGUGCGAACAAAUUCUAUUAUUGGGAAAUUUUUUACCCAAAACUGCAACAUACAUCCUGAAAUUGUUUAAUACUCUUGUUCUUAAUACUGUUACAAUAAAGUUGGAGUAAAUAAGAAAAUCAAAGA